Parasteatoda tepidariorum (common house spider) is the source of this 745-nucleotide messenger RNA. RefSeq names its product serine/arginine-rich splicing factor 10. NCBI's taxonomy places the organism in Eukaryota, Metazoa, Arthropoda, Arachnida, Araneae, Theridiidae. The record is from RefSeq and is a predicted model, not a curated record. Gene Ontology annotation, molecular function: RNA binding.
UUUGUGAGUUGAUUCCAUUUUCCUUUUUAUUGUGUUAAUUACGUUAAGCCUACCAACUGGCUCCUAAAAGUAUGUCCCGUUAUUCACGGCCACCUAAUUCAUCGUUAUUUGUUCGGAAUGUACCGGACAGCGCGAGGCCUGAGGAAUUGCGCCGAUUGUUUGGAAAAUAUGGACCCAUAACAGAUGUUUAUAUUCCUUUAGAUUAUUACAAUCGAAGACCUCGUGGUUUCGCCUAUGUACAAUUUGAAGAUAUUCGGGACGCCGAAGAAGCUCUCAAUGAACUGGACCGAAUGCGCUUUUAUGGUCGUGAAUUGGAAAUCGAAUUUGCUCAAGGAGAUCGUAAGACACCUCAAGAAAUGAGAGGUAAAGAAAGGCGAGGUUCUCGUCGUUCACCCCAUCGUGGAGGAUCCAGUCGUUAUGAUGAUCAUCGUCGUCGAGGCCGCUCAAGAAGUCGUUCACCAUAUUACAGAGACCGCAGCCCUGGAUACCGGAAGAGACGAUUUUCUGGAAGCCGAUCUCGUUCCCGCUCACGAUCUCGCUCCAAGGAAAGGUACCACAGAAGUGUUUCACCGCAUAGUGAUGCAUAGGUCCUCCUCCUUCCUGCGUUAAGUUGGACAUUUUUAAAAGCUAGGCUUCUUUGUUUUCAUAGUUAUCAUUUGAUUGUAUAAAUGCCAUUUAUUAUCUCUUAAUCAUUCUCUGUAUUAUCUAUGUACCAUGAAUAAAUCUUUCUUUGCGUAACUAUAAA